Molecule: messenger RNA, 354 nt
Organism: Rhizoctonia solani
Lineage: Eukaryota; Fungi; Basidiomycota; Agaricomycetes; Cantharellales; Ceratobasidiaceae
Exons: 2
Coding region: 1-354 (117 amino acids)
Source: RefSeq, a predicted model, not a curated record
AUGCCACUCCUCACCGAGCAAAAGGGGCUGGCUAUAGUCCGUGUGGAGUAUGCCUUCAGGUCCAAUGGUAUACACAUUCUCAAGAGCAGGGAAAAGCUUGAGCAGAUUGGUUGGAACCCAGAACAGCAGCUGCAAGUUGCGGCCUUGCGCCCACCCAUCACCAUCAAUUGGUCAAGUUUUGACGGCCCGGGUGUACCGACUAUUCCUGGUGCCUUCCAUACUCAAAUCGUUGAGUCCCGUGAGCCCAAUACAAUGUAUGCGCCGUUGGAUGAAUAUGCCACCAAGUCAACCCAACCCUGGUGCCCUUUGAGCGGCUCACAUGCAGGAGCUCCAUCCAACACCCUCCACACUUGA